CUGGCGCACAUACUCCCACACACAGAGACGAGUGUGCGACUACACGCCAAAGUAGUUCUUCGAAUUUUCCAAUUUAUUUUGUAGCCUUUAAAAAAGGAUCAAUUAUUGAAGCGUAGAAAAAAUGUGUCGCAUAAGUGGUGCCAAUAAAAUGUUUGCAAUCAUCGUUUUCUGCUGCUUGGCUUCGGCUUAUACGCAGGCGGCCAUUACCAACAAUUCGCCGCGUCCCAAUAACCAAUACUCGGGCUACCAGCCAAAUGAUGCAUCUGCUGCGGCAUAUUUUACAAAUAAUCAAAAUCAAUAUGUACAUAACAAUCAUAUUGGCAGUGGCAGUCAGCAACAACAACAACAGGAUAUUGCGGAAAAGAAUGUUUUAGAUCGUUUCCACCAUCGUUUCCCGGAUGGCAGCUACGAGUUCCGUUAUGAAUUGGCUGAUGGGACGGCGCGGUAUGAACGUGGCUACUUCCUAAUCUAUGACAAAAUAAAGACUCUGGUCGUGGUUGGUUACUACUCCUACCGUCAAACCGAUGGACGUUACAUCACUGUCUUCUAUAAUGCCGAUCAAAAUGGCUACAGACAGAAUCAAUCUAUUACUCCACAAGUCUACCCCAACUUACCGCGUUCGAUUGAGGUGCCACAAUUCAAGGAGGGUGUCGAUUAUGCCACAGAGAGCCCAAACAAGGGACGCAACUAGAUAAGUGGCUUUCUGUUUAAGAAUCAGUAUAUAUGACCUAAAACUUAUGAAGCGAAAAUAACAACAGUAUUUACAUAAACUUAAAAAACCUAACACGAGAUUAAAAGUGCCUUUUAUAUUAAAGUAACUAUAUUGGUUUUUUAAUAAGAAAUAUAAGGCUAUUACUA
Molecule: messenger RNA, 858 nt
Organism: Anastrepha ludens (Mexican fruit fly)
Lineage: Eukaryota; Metazoa; Arthropoda; Insecta; Diptera; Tephritidae
Exons: 2
Coding region: 122-691 (189 amino acids)
Cellular component (GO): chitin-based extracellular matrix
Molecular function (GO): structural constituent of chitin-based larval cuticle
Source: RefSeq, a predicted model, not a curated record